UAAAAACUAACUUGUAUAUAAAACACAUCCUUCACAGGUCUAUUUCAUCGAGAAUUUUGAGUAUAGCCUGGUGGAUUUUUACUUUUACGUUAGCAUGUUUAUUCAUAGCUUCCUUGACAUCUCAGCUUCGAGAAGAAGGCACAGGAAAAGAUAACAGCCCUCAGUUGUCACAGCUUAGAGCAUUGUCUCUGGAAUCCAUAAUUUCGGAGUCUAUUUCAAAUGGAUGGCCAAAGAUCGGAAUAGUUUCUCCAGGUAGCAUAGAGAAGUUUCUGAAAAAAUCAACAUUACCUCUAUAUAGGCAAUAUAAAGCAUACCUGGAAAGUAAUCAAGAUGUAAAAGUUUCUACUAUUUCUGAAGGAAUAAAGAGAGUCAGAGAAUCUAAAGGGAACUACAUAUUUAUGGUAGAAUCCUUGGCCAGUGAAUAUGCUCUCGGAAGACAACCUUGUGAUAUUGUAGUCACACAUGAUUCCGCGUUUUAUGUUGGUUAUGGAAUAGCAUUCCCAUAUACAUCACAACUGAAGUCCAGCAUCGAUACAGCUUUGAAUUCCAUACAAAACAAAGGAUUAUUAGGCCAUCUCUAUCGUAAAUGGUGGAUCGACUCAAGUGAAUGCAAAAACGGGAAAAUGCAAGCAGUUACUCAUGAUACAAUACGUUCCUUUUCUGGAUUGCUGUGUAUGACAGUUUCAGGAUUUCUCAUCAUAUUAAUAGUGUUUGGAAUACAGUACGCAAGAAGAUCUCAGAAAAGAGAAGUCAGACGACAGCAGCUUUCAUUUGAAGAUAUGAACCUUGAUCGUACUUUGCCUAUGCCUCCCCCAGAAUUAUUGGCUGAAGCUCCACCAGUGCUGAAUUUGCCUGAAAUUGAAAAACGCACUUUGCUGUAAUCAACUUGCCUUGUUAUACCAGUUACAGGUGCAUUAAAUUCUGGUCUGUACAAUUUCUGGAAGCAAUCAGUACAAGCUUAUGAGCGAAUAAGGAAUGAAGCAAAUUCUUACAAAAGUGGAAAAACUGCUCUGAAAUUAAAACAUUUUGCUGUGUAUUAAUGAGCUUAAUUGUCUCAAAUUUUAUCGCAUGUGAGUCAAAUUUUUUGCUUUUCAAUUUUGGUUUAUAAUGAGUAUAAUAUAUUCCAGAUUGUAGUUAGA
Molecule: messenger RNA, 1139 nt
Organism: Stegodyphus dumicola
Lineage: Eukaryota; Metazoa; Arthropoda; Arachnida; Araneae; Eresidae
Product: glutamate receptor 1-like
Cellular component (GO): membrane
Molecular function (GO): ligand-gated monoatomic ion channel activity
Source: RefSeq, a predicted model, not a curated record